GACAGUACGUCAAAACGUCACCGUGGUAAUACGCAUUUUAUAAAUAUGGGAUAUGGCUUAAAAAAUAAUAAUAAUCAUCUUGUAAAUUGCGGCGCCAAUCUGUAUAUUUUUCGUAAAUAAAUUUUGGAAUCUUCGAUUUAGAUUUUGAAUAUGAAAUCAUUUUAUAAAAAAUAUAUGGAUGAAUUACUACAGCUUUCAAGACUCCAAUGAAAUGAAUCUCGUAUAAGCAAUAAAUAUUUAAAUAUCUGAUAAGUAUAUAUUCGUAACUUGUUAUAAAAAUGACUUCGAGUGUGACAAAAAGAAACCCAGAAAAAUCUGUUGAUAAAACAACGAAAAGCAAAGAUGAUGUUAAGGAUAAGAAUAGUACGAAGGCAGCUAAAAACUUUAAAUACGGCCCGUUGCCAAACUUUCCAGGACAAAGAAUGUGGAGCAGAGGUGUUCUAGUGAUAGGAGUCCUUAUAUAUUUGUGGUAUUUUUCUAAAGGCACGAAAGAUUCAAUUCUUUCCAAACAAACAGAGGUGUACGUUAGAAGAUCGCAAAUUGUAGAAUGUGGCCCUGAAUAUAUAAAAGAUAUCAAACAAUAUGAAGGUUGUGUACCCAAGAAAUGUGGGAGAUUCGUCAGUGAUAAACUCGUCACUGAAGAAGAAGCAGAUAUUUUAUUAAAACUUGCAGUUAGAAUAAUGGCUCGAGGUGGUUCUUCAGGAGGGGCUUCUAUCGUCGACCUCCACACUGGAGCCCUAUCCUAUAGAGACAAAUUUAUAAACAUCUAUCAACAUAAUGGAAAUAAAAAGAUUUUAACAGAAACUGAACGUAAGGUUUACGAAUUAGUAAGGAAAAAUAUACAAAGUGCAAUUGCGGAAUCUUUCGGGAUAAAUACUGACAGUUUACAUUUAACUUACCCAACUUUCUUUUCCCGUUUAUCUAACGUGGAUCCUAAGACGAGACACGAUGAAUACUGGCACGAACACAUUGAUAAACGUACUUACGAGGCUUUCCAUUACACGUCUUUGUUGUAUUUGAACGAUUACGGGAAGGAUUUUAAAGGAGGUAGAUUUAUCUUCAUGGAUAACAUAUCUGCGCCUACUAAGAAUGUAACAGUGGAACCGAGGAAAGGAAGAGUAUCGAUGUUUACUUCCGGAUCGGAAAAUCCGCAUUAUGUGGAAAGGGUAACGGAAGGGUUGCGGUUCGCUAUUACAAUUUCCUUUACUUGUGAUGCUACUAAAGCUAUUCUAGAUCCCGCUAUGUGAAAAUGAAGAAAAUAAAGAAUGUAACAAAAA
Molecule: messenger RNA, 1277 nt
Organism: Diorhabda carinulata
Lineage: Eukaryota; Metazoa; Arthropoda; Insecta; Coleoptera; Chrysomelidae
Product: 2-oxoglutarate and iron-dependent oxygenase domain-containing protein 3-like
Exons: 4
Coding region: 279-1247 (322 amino acids)
Cellular component (GO): membrane
Molecular function (GO): iron ion binding; L-ascorbic acid binding; oxidoreductase activity, acting on paired donors, with incorporation or reduction of molecular oxygen
Source: RefSeq, a predicted model, not a curated record